AUGGGCUCCGAAGCCACGGAAACAGAAGAAUACUUCCACUUUCGGUCGUACUCGAUUAGAAAACCGAUCGCAUUUUCCUAUAUUCUAUGCACCCUUUAUAACGUGACAUUUUUCGUGCAAUUCCUAUCAUUCCCGUAUAUCGUCAAGGAGCUCGGAAUCAGUGAUACACAAUACGGAUACCUUCAAACCCUCUUCGGACUCCUUCAAGUCCUCGGCGGGCCGGUGUUUGGGCACAUAACCCAAAAAUACGGUAUUCGAGCAGCGCUAUUUCUUUGCUACGGAUCGACACUGAUUUCUGCGUUGAUGUUGUAUUCGGCAAAUGACUUGACGACGCUGUACCUCUCGCGGUUGCCGGUGUUCUUCAUGCACGGGCAGCAAGCCCAUCAGACGCUGAUGUCCUUGUUGACGGCGCCGGGCAAGGAGCGGACGAAUGCGUUCGGGAGGAUGGGGUUGACUUUUGGAAUCUCCUUCAUGUUCACCCCGAUCAUCCAAAUCCUGUCGGGGAUGGUGUUCGGGGCCCGGGGGGCGUUGCUGACCAUCGCCUUGGUCGGCUUCUUGCCAUUUUUCGUCUUCGACCAUUGCCUGCAGCGAAAGGACUACGAUCAUAACCACGAGGCGUCGACUAUACGAGGUACGGCUCCAUCGGCCCCGGUCAACUGGGAUGGGGCUGUUCGCGUCCUGAAGAAGCCGGGCACCAUCAACCUGCUGAUCAAGAAAAACGCGCCGAUCAUGCCGGCGUUGAUGGUGUUCUCCGUCAUGCAGAUCCACAUGAUCAACUCGUUCCAAGUCACCCAGGAGAUCAGCUCCAUGAUCCAGAUGAUGACUGGCGCCUGCAUUAUGUUCAGCAAUGGAUUCGGGGUCAUCUUCCUCCGAAAACACUUCGACGAACAGAAGAUUCUGAUCUUUGGCACUUGCUCUUUCCUAACAGCCUACGUGUUCCUCACCUACUUCAACGCCCUCUGGCUGAUCUGCCUGAUUAUGCCGUUCACCUGCAUGGGAAUGUCGCUGGUCGCCACCGUCGCGGACUCCUUGCUGACGUCGGUGGUCGAGGAAAAUGAACAGGUGAUCGUGCUCGGCGUCGCAACCACCAUCAACUCAUUCGUGCGUACGUUUGCCCCGGCGGCUUCCGGGAAAAUUAUGGAAGUAUACGGCUUCUCAAGCUUUGGGAUGGUUGGCUUUGCGUUGUCACUCGUCGGGCUGGCAGCUUGUCUCUACUACCCUCUAGAUCCUGCUCUUAUCCGUAAAGAGGAGCCCAAAGAGGAGAUGAAAGCGGAAGCAGAAAAGAAGAACGAA
This is a messenger RNA of Mesorhabditis spiculigera, 1293 nucleotides long. The record is from the annotation of a GenBank genome assembly. NCBI's taxonomy places the organism in Eukaryota, Metazoa, Nematoda, Chromadorea, Rhabditida, Rhabditidae.